GCUGUAUGGUAUAGUCAAGAGGAAUUGGUAGAGGGCAGGCGGGAGGAUUUAGGAUGGAAAGGUGAUUGGGUGGUGUAGUUUCUCGUCAGUGGUUCCGUGCCGUUCCGUGUAGUUUAUGGGAAAGACGUCGCGAAGAGAAAUCGUGGAAGCCCGUGAUAAAACGCAAAUGGCCGCUCGAAUGUUUAAGAGCGGGUCGGGUUUACGCGCAUGACGUUUUCUCCGUGGUGAGUGAUUAACGGGCACGACGUCGAGAUGUAAAAUAUACGGCGCGUAGCGAUCGUUGGUUAAAGUGAGCAUGAUGUGAUCGGAUCGGAUCAGAUCGGGUAGGCGGAAGGGAAGCGUGAACGGUUGUUUCCGUGGCGGGCGAUGGACGGUGAGAAGAGCAGUGGCAGUGCGGUGAUGAAAUCAGUGUCGGAGGGUGAGUUGGGCGUGGAAGAGGUUAAAUUGUCCGAGGCGAAAACACGGGAUUCCGCGUCGCGAUUGAAACGCACGUUCACGUUGCCAAGGAAUCCAUUUCAAAGUGCCGGUAGGAUGUCACGGCGACGUCCGAAACAACAGGCUCGUGACACGAAAGACAGCGGUAGCGGAAUGAGCGGCAAAGAAAGAAACAAUAUGCAGCAGCAGCAGCAGCAGCAGCAAGUAGAAAGCAUGCAACAAAAUGUGGGCCGAUUGCAAAGCGGCGGUCAAGGGUACCCGGAGAGGACCGGUGUAAAGAAAGUGUUCCGCAGGCCGUCUUGGAGGAAAUUUAUCAACAAAAUGGUACAACACAUGUCGAACGUGGCCACGCAAAACCAUAAAACAGCCCACAGAGACGAUCUUGGCUCCAGUGCCGGAGAUAUAAGGGUGCCUCCACCUAGACCGGCGCAUAUUCCACCGGAUAGAGUACCAGGGGUGAUAGGUUUACGCAAUCACGGUAACACGUGUUUCAUGAACGCCGUGUUGCAGUGCCUCUCGCACACAGACAUACUCGCCGAGUAUUUUGUGUUGGACCAGUACAAGGUCGAUUUGUCCCGACGGAAUAAACUCAACUCGAAGAAAUACGGAACGAAAGGAGAGAUCACCGAACAGCUAGCCCUUCUGUUAAAGGCCAUCUGGAGCUGUCAGUACGAUCCCGAGAUGAGCACGGCGUUUAAAAGCGUCGUCGAUAAAUACGGAAGCCAGUAUAGGGGUAAUUUGCAGCACGACGCUCAAGAGUUUUUGCUCUGGCUAUUGGAUAAAGUGCACGAGGAUCUAAAUCAAGCGACAAAAAAAAAAUAUAAAAUCAUCAAGAAUUCGUUUGGGAGACCGGACGACAUCGUUGCCGCGGAAACGCUAGCGAAUCAUGUCCGGUGCAACAAUUCGUUUGUGCACGCUGUGUUUCAAGCCCAAUUCCGAUCUAGUCUUACUUGUCCGAGAUGUCAUCGGCAGUCAAACACGUUCGAUCCUUUCCUCUGCGUGUCCGUGCCAGUUCCUCAAAGUCAUCGACAAAUGAACCUGUUUGUAAACGUGUUGUAUACGUCGCAGCAACCGCGACAAGUAAAGAUCGGUGUGAGCGUAAAUCAAGCGGCUAACGUGAGAGAGCUGAGGGAAAUUUUGGCCAGCGACACCGGUAUCGAGGAAAAUCACAUGUUGCUCACGGAAAUCCACGACGAAGGAUUUCACAGAACUUUCUCAGAUUGCCAACCUCUGUCUGUGAUCACGGAAAACGACCCACUCUACUGUAUAGAACUACCGCAACUCAAGGAACCUACGGAGCAGGCAUACAUUCUGUUGGUAUGGAUCAACGUUCUCGCGAAAGGAGAGUUGAGGCAACGGUUCGGCAGUCCGUAUACGAUGCAAGUGUCGAGGGAAACGUCCUACGAAGAUUUACAAAAGCUACUGCUCAAGGAGAUGCAUACCGUUUUACUCGACGACGUCCUUACGUCCAGUCAAAGUCCUGGCCUCUUCAACAUUCGAGUCGCGGAUCCAGCAGCUACGCCUAUCCAAGACGAGCAUCCUUGCAUAGAUCCUUGCGUCGAACAUCCUCUUUACACGGAGCAAAUCGAACAAGCAUUGGCUCUCUGCGCGGAUGAUUCUGGUCCUCAGCACGUUAAAUUGAUCCUCGAAUGGGACGAAUCGACCAAAUGCAAUAUCAUUCAAGAUGACACCGAUCAAAUCGAAGAACACGCGAGCGUGAAACAAUUAAAGAGUAACUCGGAAGUGGGAGGAGCUGUUACGCUCGAGGAAUGUUUCGAUCUGUAUACGAGAGCCGAGAUAUUAGGGGCCGAAGACGCAUGGCACUGUCCGUAUUGCAACAAGAAACAACAAGUCGUGAAGAAAUUGGGACUUUGGUCGUUACCAGACAUUCUGGUUAUUCACUUGAAAAGAUUUCGACAGCAGUCCAAGCAGAGAUCAACCUCCAAAUUGACCAUGUUGGUCGAUUUCCCUUUGUACGGUUUCGACAUGACUCCUCAUCUAGCUCAUAACGGAGUUCAGACGCAUAAUAACGUCGGCAGUCUAGGAGGCUUGGGCUGGUCGCCUUGGAAGAAACCGAGACCUCGCCAGCAAAAUAUUCCAAAGUACGACGAGAACGUUUACGAUCUUUACGCGAUUUGCAAUCAUCAUGGUCAAGAUUUGCAAGGCGGUCACUAUACCGCCUUUUGUCGAAAUCCUUACGACACUCAGUGGUACUGUUUCGACGAUACUCGCGUAGAAGCGGUCAACGACACCAAUUUGAUUACAAACGCCGCGUACAUGCUCUUUUACCAACGAAGAGGUUUGACCAACAAUUCCGGUUGUUCGUCGGCCGCCUCGACCAGUUCGGCCGGCUCAGGGCUCGAUCAUUGGGUUUCGAAAAUGCCACCGUUUUACUUCAACAACAAGACUAAUAGUAACGUUGCCAACAAUAACCAAAGUAAAUCGCAGGAAGUAUUGUGUCAGGAGAAGAUUGUGGAAGAGAAGAAUAUCAACAACUUUAACAGAGGUUGUCGCAAUUAUGCCACCUUGCAACCUAAAAAGAGAACCGUUGCAACGGAAACGGACAUUGGCCAGAUCGAUCAUUAUUCCGACGACGAAGCACCUUGUAGAAGAGAAUGGGCUUCACCGAAACCUAUUAGAAAAAUGUCAUCCAUCACGUUAACGCCGCACGUACCGCAAUCCACCAUCAUCCAUAGCAGCAGUGAUCCAGACACGACGAUAAUUCACGAGUCAACGUUGUAACACACGAUUUAAGCCAGAUGAAAUCUGGCUCAAGCAACGCUCAAUAUACAGUGCCUGGAAUAUCGUGUGUGGUGUAUGGUGUGUGAUGUAUGGGGUAUGUUGUGUCGUAAACUUUCCCAAAACGCUCAAUAAUCCAAAUUAAAAGGCAACUUUUCGCGAUGCUUGAAUCCGUUAAUCCUUUACCGAGACAAGUCGAUAUACAGUAAUUUCAAUUUCAAUUUCAAUUUCAAUUUCAACGCGAAUCUAUGCUUUCUAUUAAUAGUUGGAUGGCGAAGCAGCGAAAGAAUAUCGAUACGUGCCUACUACAUAUACUAUUUUUCCAUUUUCUUUUUCUUUUUCUUUUUCUUUUUCUUUUUUUAUCCAUACCUUUUUCUAAGAAAAAUCAAUCGCGAUAUUCGACGAAUGAUUUUUCUCGAUGAAAGAGAAACUCGUGGCAUUAGUGAUUUCUGUCUUUUUCUUCUUCUUCUUCUUCUUCUUCUUAUUAUUAUUAUUAUUAUUAUUAUUAUUAUUAUUAUUUAUCCUUUUCUUUUCUAAUUUAUAACGUGUUUGUAUACAGACAUUGCGUGAAUCGUAUUGUAUAUUGUAGUUGUUGGUAGACUUUUUAAGAAAAGGACAAAUAUUAUAUUCGAUACGAAAAAAUACGAAUCUAUCGUUACGAAUCGUCUAUUGUUAAUACGUACAUCUUCAACGCAUUAGGUAAUUAGUUCUACAUAUGUUUAGGAAGAAUGUAUUUUUAUUUCACGAGUCAGUGUACUAACUAAUGGUACGAAAGAAUGGUGAACGAAUGGUUUCGGUCGUAUCGCGUCAAACAAAGAAUUAAAGAAACCGAAGCGAGGAAUACCGGCCUCCUUCCUCCUUGUCGGUUAAUACUUUGUAAAAUGGAAAUCAUGAAAAUAAAAAGUAAUAUUUUACUUGAUCAAGACGACAGUUUCGUAACAGUAUGUACAAAAUAGAAUCAAUUUCUGUUCUUACUUUUUGCGAAAGUAACUUGUACGACGGUCGUUACAAAAUUAUUCUGCAAUAAUCGGCUACUAAACAUUCGUAUUUGAGACAGGUGUCGUACCGCGACGCCAACUUUUGCGAUCCUCGUUGAUUUCCAGUACUGGAAAUUUACUCGGCUUUGGAUAGAUAUCCAAAUUAUUUAUUUAUUUAUUUAUUCAUUUACUUACACGAAAAAAAAUAAAAACAAGAAAGUACGAUAUCAAAAUUUUUCUCUAACACGAAUACAAACUUAUUUGACUAAUCAUUUCGAAUAAAUUACAACGGAGAUUGUUGAACGGCAGUAUACUCCAGAACCAGCUUCGGAAGUUCUUAAUUAUUACAAAUUUACUAUACGCGUGCUACGAUUCGUGCAUUACUAGUAUGUGCAUGUGCCUCUGUCAUUCCCACCACUUUAUUAUGUGGCACUGUAAGUUGGUCGUAAUUCAGAGCCACUCGAAGCUGACCUGUGUAAACAUCUCCGUACACGACGAAUACAUUCGACCGUCCUUGUUUUACCAUACAUGUGUGCGUGCGUAUGUAUGUUUAUUGUACAACUUUUCUGUUCAAUUUGCUUUGUUUACCAUCGUUUGAUAAAUAUAAAAGACCCGAUAGCGUAGCAAUUUAUUUAAAAGUACGGUCUGCUGAAUACAUUGGCUGAUAUUCACCGUGUGGUUUCGUUUGUUCAUCUUCAUUCGGAGCAUAUGGAAAUAUGACAAUAACUCGAGUCCUGCGCGUGCCAGAAUUUACGUAUUAUGCUUAGCUUUGUUUAGAAAAAAUAAUUCUUCUCUAGACAUAUUAUGUAGUCGUUAACCGUUGCUUUCGAUCUAUGUCUAAUAUUUAUAUUGUAUUUGUAUCAUCCACUAGUGGCCUUAUCUGAAUAAUUAAUAUACAUAUGUAUAGCUGUCAUGUGCAAUUGUAUAAGCAUACUUGAUUAACUUGGAGAGCGUUUUAUCAGUGUACAUCGACGUUACAUCGCGAAAGUCACCCAGUUAGAAAACGUGUAUUGCCGACACUUAUUUUGAUUCUGACAAAUCGUUGACCAAGAAAAUGUGUACACUGGCACCGUUGACUUUGAUUCUUCCUGAUUUGUGAUUGGUACAAUUGAAUUUGUGACACAGAAAAAAGUAUGUCUGUCCUGGUCAGGGUUGGCUCUCGUACGUAGUCGAUAUACAAACAUACAAGUGUAUGUAUACCCUUUUACCGAUUUUUCUUCUUUUUUUUUUAUAAAAUACUCUAAUAUCCCAGUUCGACAGCAACGAUCAUUCCAUUUAGACAAGAUUAGUAGAAAACGAUGGGAAGCAAGCGCAUGAAAGUGAAAGAGGAAGCGAAAGAGAGAUUCCACGCAUGUAUACGCGCGUGUGCACGUAUUAUUAUUAUUAUUAUUAUUAUUAUUAUUAUUAUUAUUAGCUAAUAAAAGUUAUUAGCUAAUGAAAGAUAUUUAAAUUAUUUUUAAGUAACAUUUAUUACUAGUCACACGUAUCGUGGACCGGUGUAGCGUGAAUAAAUUGAUGCCUGAGAUGAUGUAAUUGUAAAUACGAUAAAGUUAACGUCGAGCUAAGCCUCGAUUCUAUGAAACGAGACACGUUCUAUGGAGGCCAAACAGCGUACCGAAGUAUGCUCGUUAUAAUAGUAUUUCUACGUAAGAUAAUCGCUGCAACCAGUAUUCGGGUAAAAUUAAAUGCCAUGUUGGCUUCGAAAAAGCAAUAUCUACAUGUAAUAAUUUGAAUAUUUUUAUACUCGGAAAUCCGAGAAGAUUGCUCUUUUCGAAAUUUAGCACGUCAAAGUUCGAACGACACAUUAACGAUCGAACAAAAAAUGAAUUGUCGUCAUUUAUCAAGGAACCGACUACAUCUAAACAAUUUAAACGACCAUUGAGUUCGAUUAAAUGCAUAAGAUCUACUCGGAACCGCCGCGCUGCGUGCCAUCGUAAAACAAAAGUAAAAUAUUUUCGUGACACUUAACCUUACUUGGUUGUAUUAAUUUGUUUCAUUUAUAGGACAAAGUCACCUGCGCUUUGUUACAUUCUGUCUUAAACAUGGAACAAAUUAAUGUAACCGUGUGUACCUACAUUGAAAUGGGUGCGUGAAAUGUGUGUGAUUGAUAAAAAGGAAAUAAAGAGAGAAUGAUUGCCGCUGCCCGUUGUUGUUGUUGUUAUUAUUAUUAUUAUUAUUAUUAAUACGAGUUUAAACGGUUAUUGCGGCGAUUAUCGACUGAGGGAUACACUAGAGAUUAUUCGUAUCAUCGCUGCUACUUUUGUUGGAAUAAAUAGAUAAUGUAUAUAAAGGUAAAA
This is a messenger RNA of Hylaeus volcanicus, 6448 nucleotides long. Its product is annotated as ubiquitin carboxyl-terminal hydrolase 31-like. The transcript has 4 exons. Gene Ontology annotation, molecular function: cysteine-type deubiquitinase activity. Bases 367 to 3177 code for a protein of 936 amino acids. The record is from RefSeq and is a predicted model, not a curated record. Gene Ontology annotation, biological process: protein deubiquitination. NCBI's taxonomy places the organism in Eukaryota, Metazoa, Arthropoda, Insecta, Hymenoptera, Colletidae.